Messenger RNA from Aspergillus uvarum CBS 121591, 348 nucleotides. RefSeq lists its product as uncharacterized. NCBI's taxonomy places the organism in Eukaryota, Fungi, Ascomycota, Eurotiomycetes, Eurotiales, Aspergillaceae. Bases 1 to 348 code for a protein of 115 amino acids. The transcript has a single exon. The record is from RefSeq and is a predicted model, not a curated record.
AUGGUGGCCAUUCCGUCCGAGGAAAUAUUCCGAUGCCUGCUGGAAGCUGGGGCUAGCCCUGAUGGGAUGAGUGUGGGAAAAACGACAGUCGCAGCCGCGGUUCUGGGCUCGGGUCGGACUGCACUGGUGCAGAUGCUGUUGGACCGCGAGUUUGACUUGCCGCUGCUCAUGGGCCGUGCCAGUUUCAUUCACCAAGCCAUUGGAGGCGGACGAGCGGUCUUUGAGUUUCUCCUGCGACAGCAGCGAUGGGACGACCUGCUCCUCCCGGAGAUUCUCUCCAGCAUGGCCUGUGAGGAAGCUUUCUGCGUGGCGGCCAACGCCGGCCGAGUGGAGAUAGUGCAGUUCUGA